Messenger RNA from Tachysurus vachellii, 3228 nucleotides. RefSeq names its product heparan sulfate 6-O-sulfotransferase 1b (gene hs6st1b). The transcript has 2 exons. Gene Ontology annotation, cellular component: membrane. Lineage: Eukaryota; Metazoa; Chordata; Actinopteri; Siluriformes; Bagridae. The coding region runs from base 345 to 1571 and encodes 408 amino acids. Gene Ontology annotation, molecular function: heparan sulfate 6-sulfotransferase activity. The record is from RefSeq and is a predicted model, not a curated record.
AUGUGUGUGUGUGUAGGCAAGUGGGUGUCGCUGUGCGCUCACUCGAGCGCUACACAAUGAUCACACACAAGACAAGGAAGCCGUAGGACACAGCAGCGGUUCAGCGGAAGCGCAAUCUCUGAAAGUCCCGUUUGCGCUCGCUUCGUUUCAGAGGCUCGGUGUUUCCGGGUGUUUCAGAGGCUCGUGCCACACAAAGCUCUUAGUGGAUAAUAAUGUGUCAGUGUUUAAUCUGCGUGCGCGCGCUGCGGUCUGUUGAGCCGCUCCGGUCCCGUUGAUCUAUGGAGGGCGCGAGAACGGAGCCAAAUCCGCUACCCGAGACCCCGCUGUGUGAGACAUGGUGACAGAUGAACAUCGCGGGAAGGACCAUGGCUGAACGGGCCAGCAAAUUCGUGCUGAUCGUCGUUGGCUCCGUGUUCUUCAUGCUCAUUCUGUACCAGUACGUAGCACCCGGUGCGAUCAACUUCGGCACGCCGGCGCAUGGCUACCUCCCCGAGGAGGACAUGACCAUCUUCCCCACGCCGGAUCCGCACUAUGUGAAAAAGUACUACUUUCCGGUGAAGGACUUGGAGCGCGUUGUGGACUUCGAGAUCAAGGGCGAGGACGUGAUCGUGUUCCUGCACAUCCAGAAAACAGGCGGCACUACAUUCGGGCGGCACCUGGUACAAAACGUGCGACUGGAGGUGCCAUGUGACUGCAGGCCGGGCCAGAAAAAGUGCACUUGCUACCGACCGAACCGCAAGGAGACGUGGCUCUUCUCGCGCUUUUCUACCGGCUGGAGCUGCGGCUUGCACGCGGACUGGACCGAACUGACCAACUGCGUGCCUGGAGUCCUCAACAGGAAGGAAAGCAAGACAAAGAAACUGAGGAAGUUCUAUUACAUCACACUUCUUCGGGACCCAGUGUCAAGAUACCUAAGUGAGUGGCGGCACGUGCAACGAGGCGCCACAUGGAAGACGUCAUUGCACAUGUGUGACGGCCGCACACCGACACCCGAGGAGCUUCCCACCUGUUACGAUGGUGUGGACUGGUCGGGCUGCACCCUUCAGCAGUUCAUGGAGUGCCCAUACAACCUGGCCAACAACCGGCAGGUGCGCAUGUUAGCUGAUUUGAGUCUGGUAGGUUGCUAUAAUGCAUCCACUCUGCCAGAUAAGCAGCGUGCUCGUCUCCUACUCGAGUCAGCUAAGAAGAACCUGCGUGACAUGGCUUUCUACGGGCUCACAGAGUUUCAGCGCAAAACGCAGUACCUGUUCGAGCGCACCUUCCGUCUCCGCUUCAUCCGGCCAUUCGUUCAGUACAACAGUACGCGUGCUGCCGGCGUCGACCUGGAUGAGAAGACCGUGCAACGCAUUGAGGAGCUAAAUGAGCUUGACAUGCAACUCUAUGACUACGCAAAGGACCUGUUCCUUCAGAGAUACCAGUACACACACAUGCUGGAGAGGCGUGAGCAAAGAAUGAUGCUUCGAAAUAGAGGCUCUUACCACAGCCUGGCACGGGAGGAGGGCGCAGGGGGAGAGGGAACGGCUCGGCUGCCCACUGAGGACUACAUGAACCAGAUUGUUAGUGGAUGGUAGCCCAGGCGAUCUCUCUUUAUAAAGAAAGAGAGACACAAAGACAAAUAAUGGAGCCAGCCUAUGGAGAAAUAAAGUGGUUAUCAAGGACUUUGUUCCCCAGGGAUCUUUAAAGAAUAAGAUGCAAAGGAAAACAGGCAACGGUGGUGAGUGGUGGAAGUGCCCUUUUCCAAGAGAAGGGAUCAUUAUGGGUAUUCUCUCUCUCUUUUCCCCAGGAAUCUUUAAAGAGAGAGGUGCAUAAUGAAAGAAAUGAGAAAUGAUGAGUGAAGGAGCCAUUUCUAUUUCAGCUCAUAUAGAAAGAUUGGGAUCAUUAUAUAGACCCUUUCUUUCAUUUCUCCCAGAAAUCUUUGAAAAGACAGAAACAUGCGGAGGCAGAGAAAUGGUAAAGAUCAUGGGUAGAGGGUUAUUUCUUCCUCAGCUCAGAGACAGAGAGGAAUCAUGGCAAGCUCUCCGUCUUUCCCCAGCUAAUAAGCUGUAAUUUGGGCCAGACCUACAAGAGAUGGUAGUUAUUGAGAGUGCACCUUUCUGGAUGGGUGAACAAAUAUCCCACCCUCAGACCUAAGUGACAAAAUUGUAAAUGCUUAAAAAAAUCUCCCCCAGUAAGGUGAGGUGUUGUUUCAUUGAGCUGCAACAGAAUUCUACAAAGCUUACUUUUGUAUAAGAAUGAAAAAAAAAAAGUCUUAGGAAAGUCAUGCAAAAUUCUGGGGAUAUUCAGAAUGUUUUAUAUUCUGUGUGUAAAUCUUAAGUUUCUUUUCUCUUUUUUUUUCUUGUGAAAGAACUGAUGUGAAGUGCAGAGACUGGAACUUUCCAACAUGAGAUUAUUACUAACAGACGCGGCGACUGAGUUUGAUUUAAGAGAGAUAUAUGUAAUAUAUAUGACAGACAUGGCCUUGGAUUUCCAGCAUAUGUUUCUAUCAUUGUAUGUGCUGACUGUGUGAGUGCUCAGCCUCUCUGGGUACGACAUUUUACUCGUCGGAUAAAUGGAGAUGUUUUUGCCAAGACAUGUUCACACCAUAAAGAAAUAAGGUUUCAUCUACAGUCUCAACUGCUUGUAAUAAUAGUACCAGAAAUUAGGACACAAGAUAACAAACACUAUCCUUUUUUUAAUGGGAAAAGCAUGAAGUUCUACUUUAAACCUGCACAUUUGUGUGUGUGUGUGUGUGUGUGUGUGUGUGUGUGUGUGACUGACAUAUAAUUGUGUGCGUGCAAGCUUUGUUUCUUUCUGUUCUAAACGAAAGUGCAUUCAACACGAACGAGCCAGUCUCUCAGUUCCUGCACUUUAGCUUUAUCAUAGAGACGCCACACUAAAGUCCCUCUCACAUUCCACGCAUUCAAACUGUAUAACACUGACGCAAUUACCGAGGUGGUUCGAUUCCUGUGCAGAAAUGUGACAAAGCCAGAGACGGCACUUCAUAAUCGACUCUGUCAAUCCUUCAUGAAAGCAUACUUGCCCUAAUAAGAGAGUGUGGAAAUAUGUAGCGUGUGUGUAUGAGUGUACAGUUCUAUAUUUGUGUGAGAGAACCUUUUAAUAUGAGACAUUUUAAAUACGUCUCCCCUUUGUUUUCCAUUCAUCUUCUAUAUUGUUGUACUGUAUUAGUACUUCUGUUAUGCUAAAUUGACCCUAAAGUUACCAAUAAAAAAUUUUUUUUUCUUUUUUAAU